Messenger RNA from Zea mays, 2942 nucleotides. Its product is annotated as putative receptor-like protein kinase. Bases 1272 to 2546 code for a protein of 424 amino acids. NCBI's taxonomy places the organism in Eukaryota, Viridiplantae, Streptophyta, Magnoliopsida, Poales, Poaceae. Gene Ontology annotation, biological process: protein phosphorylation. The record is from RefSeq and is a predicted model, not a curated record. Gene Ontology annotation, molecular function: protein kinase activity; ATP binding. The transcript has 6 exons.
GCCGCCCGCUCCAGCCUCCAGCUGCAAAAUCCACCCAGCUCCUGCUGACGUGUUCAGCGCCAAAAAAAUCCAGAGUUUUUAGAAAACAAGCCCACCCCCACCACCACGUCGCGGUCGCCGUGGCCGUCGCAGUCGCCAGGAAUUGCCCGCCCGAUAAUCUAUUCGCAGCAAGGCUGGUUCAAUGUUCAAUCUGGGUUGCGCGCAAGCUAAGCUCCUUUGGCUCUCUCUCUCUCGCGCGGCCGGCAGACGGCAGUGCCAGCGCCCGCCAACGCGGCGACCGCGUUGGCGGAUUGGACCGGACGCGCCACGCGAGCGGGGCUACAGCUUCCCUCCCUCGGAGAAACCGAUAACUAUGCCGUCGUCUCGGCAUUGUGGAAGGCUCCCCCCUCCCCUCCUCCAGUCCUCCUCCCCUGCUCUGUCCCCGUCGCUUGCUGGUCCAGUGGUCCACGACUCACGCCACACGGUGACACGGGUCUGCCGAUCGACCAACGCCUGGCGGCCGGGACGGGGGAUGCGCGCGCGGUAGUGGCCGCCGGCACAGAGCGCGAGAACGAGGGGCAAGACUCGAGCGAGUCCGGUGAGCGGUGACCGUCGCCGCCGACUGGCCAGGUCGCCCUUCCCGUGGCCGCUGCAAUGUAAGCGAACACAGUUUUUUGUUUGGUUCACGCCGGUAGUGAAACUCGAAUAGCCAUGGAGCUACGGAAGCCGUGAUUCGAUUUCGUUCGCCGCUUUCCGGGAGCACGCUGUGAUGUGUGUUUCUUUUUCUUUUUCUUUUCCUUUUUGCCCUAUAGCCUACCCAUGUAAGCUGCCUGUAUUUACAGUAUGCGCGGUUGAGAGGAUUUUCCUUGGUGCUAGGGUAAAUCACCCAUUAAUUAUAUAGUUCACAAACAGUAGCAAGUGUUAGUACUUCGUAUUUGAUUGGAUGACUCAGUCUGAAAUGGAAAAGGGCGAUCUUUUAAAUUUGCAAGACGAAAAGUUGCUAGAAUGCAUGACAAGGUCGUGCCGGCAAGCGCGUGAUGGCUUAUUUUUUAAUCCUUUCAGCAGUUGGUGAUAGUAGUACUUUUUAAAAAAAAAAUACUGUAAUAAUUACAGUUGGUGAUAGCAGACUAGCAGUUGAUUCAUCCACAGUCACAGACAAUCGCUGCUCCAACGAGUUGUGCGUUCUUCUACAAACAAAACUUCUCUCAUCCUCUUUGGUUGCUGCAUGGAAAUUGUUUGCUGGUUACUGCCUUACUGGCACUGCUGAAAAUUCUGAGAUUGCUGGUUCUUGCAUGCAAUUUCGCUUUGGCCGGCAGAAGCAAGGAGCAGCAAUGGCGUCUCCAGAUCCUCGGACGGUCUUCCUCGUCUUCAUCGUGGUCCUUGUCGUGGUCGUCGUCAUCCUGCUUGGUAUCUGCUGGAAGUUCCUCAAGCCAGACAUCAUGAGGAAGCUGAUGCGGCCAAGAAGCCCUGGUUCAGAUGUUCCUGAGUACUUCAGCAGCAACAUGAGCGGGAACCUCCGGACGAUCACCUACUUCGACUACGCGACGCUGAAGAAGGCCACUAGGGACUUCAACCAGAAAAACCAGCUUGGCAGAGGAGGCUUCGGCCCCGUUUAUCUGGGGAGGCUAGACGACGGUAGGAGAGUUGCGGUGAAGCAGCUCAGCGUCGGCAAGUCUGGGCAGGGCGAGUCGGAGUUCUUCGUCGAAGUGAACAUGAUCACAAGCAUCCAGCACAAGAACCUCGUGCGCCUGGUGGGGUGCUGCUCCGAGGGGUCGCAGCGGCUGCUGGUGUACGAGUUCAUGAAGAACAAGAGCUUGGACAAGAUACUGUUCGGGGGUGAUGGCUCGCCGUUCCUGAACUGGAGAACCAGGCACCAGAUCAUCAUCGGCGUCGCACGGGGCUUGCAGUACCUCCACGAGGAGUCAAACCUGAGGAUCGUUCACCGCGACAUCAAGGCCAGCAACAUCCUCUUGGACGACAAGUUCCAGCCCAAGAUCGGCGACUUUGGCCUCGCCAGGUUCUUCCCCGAGGACCAGACGUACCUGAGCACUGCGUUUGCCGGCACUUUGGGCUACACUGCGCCUGAAUACGCCAUCAGAGGGGAGCUCACGGUGAAAGCCGACACCUACAGCUUCGGUGUGCUGGUGCUCGAGAUCGUCAGCAGCAGGAAGAACACGGACCUGUCUCUCCCGAACGAGAUGCAGUACCUCCCAGAACACGCAUGGAGGCUCUACGAGCAGUCCAAGAUCCUGGAGCUCGUGGACCCGAAGGUGCAGGCCGACGGGCUCGACGCGAAGGAGGUCCAGCAGGUGUGCCAGAUCGCGCUGCUGUGCGUGCAGCCGCGCCCGGACCUCCGGCCGGCCAUGUCGGAGGUCGUGCUGAUGCUGACGAUGAAGAGCGACCAGUCCGUCCCGGCGCCCGUGAAGCCGGCGUUCCUCGACAGGAAGAGCCUCAAGGACAAGAACGUCACGUCGGAUACGGCGAUGGAGAUGAGGUCGGCGUCCUACUGGAUGAACACGCCGUCGCCCAUGGUGGACAAACCGUACGACAUGAGCUGCGGCAUCUGAUUCUAGCGUACGUGUGUGAUGCCGGUAAGAACUGUUUCCUUGCGAUUCUGGGAGAGCUCAUGUUUCAGCGACAGAUUAAGCGCUGUGAAUCGAACACCUUUUCUUUUCUUUUCUUUUUUGGCACAAACUCGUGCAGCACUGGUGUAAAAAGAAUAAUGAGUGCUAUAUAUGUACCAGCAGGACAACAUGGGUAGAGACUGAAUUUACAGUGACAGUGUCCACCGCUGUAUUAAUUAUGCAAGGGGAUCACUCGUCACAAGAUCAUCAGACUAAAGUGUGUGGUGUGUUUUUGUUUUCCACAGCCAUCCAAAGUUUGGUGGGGGUUUCAUGUAAUAAUUUGAUUGCGCUGGUACUAUUUUUUCUUGCGGAUUUUGAGCAACUGCUGAAGAACUACAC